AUGGGGCUCUUCUCUGGCGCCGGCAGCAGCAGUAAGGCCAAGGGCAAGGCCCACACCGUCCCUUUCCCCUCUGAGUUCCUCCCGCCUCCGCCGGCGCUGGCUCGCCGGCAGAGGCAGCGCGUGAACGUGCCAGUGCACCAGGCGGACUGGCAUUGGCAGCAGCGCGUGCCUCUGCCGUACCCCGACGCCACCCUGCCACACAACUGGUAUCUGGAUCCAGAGAGGAUCCCAGUGCCGGCGGCGCCGCGGUCAGCUAGGGCGCACGUGGAGGAGGUGCGGCGCCGGCGGGUGCUGCUGAUGCCGGAGCAGCAUCGCGACGCCGCCUAUGCAUCCGACUCGCCGAACUGGAAGAGGUGGUUCGCCUUUGAGCACAAGGAGGCGAGGCGACGCGGCGUGCGCGAGGUCGACCGCAGCGUGCCGCCGCCCCCACUCGUCGUCCGCGAGGAGGACCAGGCGACGGAGGACGCCUACCAGGCGGCCAUUGCGGCGGUCUACCGCGAGAGCGAGGAGGACGAGCGGUCUGGUUCCAGCCGAUCUUUUUAUCCACAUCCAAAUCAUUUCAACCUCAAAGAGGGUGAUGCAAACACCAAAUUUUUUCAUCGCCAGGUGAACGCUAGAAGACGCAAGAACCACAUACACCGUAUCAAGCACAAUGGUGGAUGGGUCACUGAGCACUCUCAAAAGGAGGCUUUUGUCCACGACUAUUUCUCCUCGACCAUGGGAAAAGGCUCCACGGCGACCACAGACUUCAACUGGGAGGGGUUGGACAUUGAGGCUCGUGAUGAUUUGGGCAACCUCGCGGACCCUUUCUCCGAGGAGGAGGUGCGUGAGGCCAUCAACCAGAUGCCUGGUGACAAGGCGCCCGGCCCGGAUGGAUUCACCGGGCUUUUCUUCAAGAGUUGUUGGGCCAUCAUCAAGCAUGAUAUUAUGAAGGCCAUCUUUUGCUUCGGUAACCUCCGCACGGCCAACCUUCAUUGGGUCAACUCCGCCAACAUUAUACUGCUCCCAAAGAAGGAUGGAGCUGAAGAAAUCUCCGACUACCGUCCAAUUAGUCUGAUUCAUGCUAUUCCCAAGAUCAUUGCAAAGGUCCUUGCCAUCCGUCUUAGCCACCACAUGCUCCACCUUGUCUCCAACGCGCAGAGUGCUUUCAUCAAGACAAGAAGCAUCCAUGACAAUUUCAUGUAUGUGAGGAAUCUUGCGCGGAGGCUCCACAAGUGCAAAACCCCUUCGCUUCUCUUCAAGUUGGACAUUCGGAAGGCAUUUGAUUCAGUCAAGUGGGAGUAUAUCAUUGACCUCCUCCGCCGUAGGGGGUUCCCGAGCAUUUUCAGAGAUUGGAUCACCGCCCUACUUUGCUCCUCUUCCUCGCGGAUUCUUCUUAACGGCGUCGCUGGCAGCCCCAUCAUCCAUGGCCAGGGUCUUCGACAGGGGGACCCUAUAUCCCCCUUGCUAUUUGUGCUCGCGAUCGACCCACUCCAAAGAAUUCUUGAGAUGGCGGCAACUACAGGGCUAUUUCAUAAAAUCCGUGGCCGUGGGGUUCUUUUACGAACCUCCCUUUAUGCGGACGACGCGGCGGUCUUCAUGGCACCCAUCAAGCGCGAUAUUGACCACCUCUCCAACAUCCUUUGUCUUUUUGGCGAUGUCACCGGUCUAGCCACCAACUUUCACAAGAGCUCGGUCAUCCCAAUCCGUUGUGGGCACAUCAACCUGUCGGACAUCCUUCAAAACCUUCCGGCGGCGCGCGGAUCCUUCCCCAUGAAAUACUUAGGCCUCCCGCUCUCUGUGUGGCGGCUCAGGAAGGUGGACUUUCAGUUCUUGGAGGAUAAGGCGCCGGCAAAGUUGGUCCCUUGGGACGGGCAAAACAUCACGUCUAUGGGACGCACCGCCUUGGUCAAGUCGGUGCUUGCCUCCCAAGCCAUAUACUUCAUCACUACACUCGUCCUCCCCACAAGCACCCUCAAAAAUCUCCACAAGCUUGAGCGAGCGUUCCUUUGGGAGGGAACUGACAAGACCACCGGGGCCAAAUGCAAGGUUAAUUGGGACACCGUUUGCCGCCCAAUUGCUAAUGGGGGUCUUGGAGUGCUAAACACGGAGAAAUUUGCUAGGGCACUGAGGAUUCGUUGGAUUUGGUUUGAGUGGAAGGAGCCAACUAAGAUGUGGGUUGGCAUGGGCAACCCGUGCGAUAACGCAGACUACAACUUCUUCUAUGCCUCCUCAACUAUUAUUGUGGGAAAUGGCGCGCGCACCCCCUUUUGGGACUCUCUGUGGGUGCACAACCGCAAACCCAUGGAUUUGGCCCCUCUCAUCUACGCGGCGUCAACGAGGAAGAAUUGGAAGGUGCGGGAAGCACUAAAGGAUGGCGCUUGGGUUAAAAAGAUCAAGAUGACGUCCGAUUUUUCUAUAGAGCACUUCAGACAAUUUCUCGAGCUUUGGGCCACCAUCCGGGAUUUUCACCUACAGGAGGAUAUUGACGACGACAUUGUUUGGAAGCAUUCUACUAGUGGCCUCUACACGGCGGAGUCCGCCUACAAAGCGCAAUUUCUCGGCCUCAUUCGCUCUCCCUUGGAGCAUGCAGUGUGGAAAAUCUGGGCUCCACCCAAGGUCAAGUUCUUUGCUUGGCUGGCCAUCCAAAAUAGAGUCUGGACUGCGGAUCGUUUGGCCAAGCGCGGUUGGCCUAACUGUGGCUCAUGCCCCUUAUGCAUGCGUGAGAAUGAAUCGGUUGACCAUCUCUUCUUCAAAUGUCGUUUCAGCAUUCGCCUAUGGGGCUUGGUCAAGGCGUGGCUGCAACUCAUUCACAUUGACACCUCUACUUGGCCCCUGAGGCAUUCCACCUUAGAAUGGUGGCUUGGGUUGACUGAUGCUUCCGUCCCCAAUCGGAAGGCCAUGGCCUCGCUCACCAUGCUCACUACAUGGACGAUCUGGAACGAGCGAAACGCUCGUGUAUUCCGCAACAUGGCAGCUCCGCCUACGGUUCUUCUCGACAACAUCAAAAGGGAGGCAUCAUUUUGGGUCGCCGCCGGAGCUAAGAAGCUAGGGUCCAUCAUGCCGGAAGAGUGA
Molecule: messenger RNA, 3054 nt
Organism: Aegilops tauschii subsp. strangulata
Lineage: Eukaryota; Viridiplantae; Streptophyta; Magnoliopsida; Poales; Poaceae
Source: RefSeq, a predicted model, not a curated record